Mesorhabditis spiculigera is the source of this 1170-nucleotide messenger RNA. NCBI's taxonomy places the organism in Eukaryota, Metazoa, Nematoda, Chromadorea, Rhabditida, Rhabditidae. The record is from the annotation of a GenBank genome assembly.
AUGGUCUGCGUAUUUCCGUUGCUCAUCUUUUAUUUUGUGCCGAAUUUUGCGCCAGUCUCGGCCAAUGGAGAUGGUUUAUACUUUAUUAACCUUACAACCUCGGAUACAAAGGUCCCGUCCGUUCCAACAACAUAUUGGUGCGUAGUGGAAAAAAUGCCGGAGAGGCUGUUGAGUCAGAAGCAUCAUUUGGUUAAGCUCGAACCGAUCCUACAACCCCAUGUUCCAGGGCUGAUCCAUCACGUUAGGCUUUUCGGAUGCGAAUCAACAGCUACAACACCAUACAAUGGACCAUGCGACGAGAUCGACGGUGCAAAACGUUGCAAAAAGGAGAUUGCUGCCUGGGGAAUUGGUUCAGCUGGGGCCUUCAUCCUCCCGGAAGAAGCGGGGUAUUCAAUAGGCGGUCCAGACAUUGUGCCGUACUACAUGAUCGAGAUCCACUACAACAAUCCCCAGCAGAAAUCAGGCCUUGUCGACAGCUCGGGGUUGAGGUUGAGCGUCACCUCCAGACUUCGCCCCUACGAUGCAGGCGUCCUAUUAAUCGGUACCCCGGCCAUGUCGAAAUCGAUGGUGAUUCCGCCUGGACAAAGAGGUUUUGCUUUCAAAGGACUUUGUCCAAAGCAGUGUACUGAAAAUUUACCGCCCACCGGCAUCAAAGUUUUUGGCAGCGAGCUCCACGCUCACGCAAGCGCCACGAAGCUCUGGGCGACGAUAGAACGAGAAGGAAAAGCCAUCGGUGAUCUAGCCAGACUCGACCCAUUUGUACCGGCUGAUCGGCAUCUGCAGCUAUUUGACCCGCCAAUCACUAUUAUGCCUGGUGAUGUUCUCACCACCGUAUGCCAGUAUGAGACGACAAAUCGAAACGAGACUACGUUUAGCGGUCCCGGUCAUUCCAAUGAGAUGUGUAUCAAUUUCUUGCUAUACUACCCGACGGUGGAGGUUGGGUAUUGUUUUAGUGAGCCGAACAAUGAAGCGCUGGACGAAUUUUUCGACAGAGGCAAACAGGUCAACGCAACAGACCCAUUUGCAAAUUUUACCUGGACUGAUGGCGAGGCACGGCGUUUAGAAAGGCUUUAUGAAACUGGGCCCUACAAGUUCAGUUGUCUCAGCAAGGAAGGAGGGCCAAUUCUUGGGUCUCAGGAGCCGCAUCAUCAAGGAAAUCGAGUCGAAAAA